UCGUUUUAUGAUAAAGUGUUCGAUUCUCAUGGAUAAGGCAAGUUGAGUUAAUAAAACAGAUUCCUUCAAAGUGAUUCACGUACCGGGAUAUAUCAGCUCGUAAUAGCUGUGAAAUAUCGCAUCAAAGAGCGGUGAGAAAAGAAUAAAACAGCGACGUACACGACUAAAUGGAUAUACGUAACACGACCUCAGGUGUAUUAAAAUUCAUAUAUCUUAACACAUUGUUGGCUUCAACAGGCACAGAUCAGCGAAUCAAAAGGUAGAGCUGUUGGAACGCUUUUACAUGUACAAUGACAGUUAACCCUACUCUUGGACAUCUUUAUCACGAUUUCAGCAUUAGCAAUGCUUACACCGCACUGGACGUUCAGGAAAUUUUCAAAACGAGGCAAAGAAAUGCGCGCGAAAGACGCCAGCUGGACGACUUCACUAAACAUCUGAAGAAGGCACAAGAUAUCAACUUGCGCAGAAUGGAACUUGAAGAAAUUAUUGUCCGUCACAAGUUAGAGGACAUUAACCUCCGUACACCGUCACUUAGAAACGGACUGAAACAGGAGUCGCUAAGGAGAUCAAAGUCCUUCAGCGUCGUUAGUCGGAGCACGCUGUCGUCUGCUUUUCCCUCUAAGUGUACGUCUGCUGCUCUUUCCCGCAUCUCGGGCGCCUCCUCACAAACUUCCGGUGUAAGUUCCUCCUCAGUUGGAUCCAGUGACCUUCAGCUGUCCCGUAGUAAAUCUCAGAUGUACGUCAGAAAAGUGAACAAUGUCACAAAAUCUCUUUGCAAACUGUACGAGAAACAACAACGACGAAAAGUCGAGAGGGAAAUUUUACUCAGAAACGUAAGGAAGGAUAACGAAGAACUUUUACAGAAAUCCCGAGUGUAUUUCAAAGAAUCGGAUACAACGCAUAACUUAGAGAAAAUUCUCGGUAAUGCGUCCGAACAUGAUGUUGGCAAAAAAGAUCAAACAACUAGUGUCCCAGAUAUUGAGAAAAAGGAGACUGUGCCGCCGGAAAAUGUCUCAUUUCCUACUCUACCUAACCUUGCCGCCAUUACGAACAAGGUCGCUAGUGACACACCAUCAUCAGAGGCCCUUUGGUCACACAAGGCCCAACCAUCCAUGUCCGAGGAUUUUGACCUGUCUGAGUUCAAGGUCAAUGCACACAACAGGGGAACGAUACCGGAAGUGUGGCAGUUAUAUAGGCAGAAAAUGGCGGUCGAUGAGAACGAGAUCAGGGAACCUCUCCUAGUAACGAUUACAGCUCGAUAUAGACGGACAUUAGUGGAUUAGGAAAAGCAUGUGCAGUAAUAUAUUGUUCAGCUAGUCACACGAAUUUUUUUUUAUCAUACACUGUAAUAUACUAAUUAAUUAUCUUAUUCAUAAAUACAUGUACAACCAUGAAGUCAUUAAGUCGAAUGCUGUCUGAUGUGUUCAUACCAAUACGGGACUUUCGAGAUACGGAUCCACUCCGACUUUUAUCGCGCGUUGAACGUAAUUUGUAGGGUAUGUCACUUCCGGAUUACAUUAACAACUAAGUAAACAAGCAUGGAAUUCUUCAAUUGCUAUUAAAUUUCUGCAUUUAAAUGCCAUCUUUGAAAGAAAGGAAUCACUACAACCUUUAUUAUAGGAAAAUGCAUUUAAUUUAAAAUAUGUGAGUUGGCGAGGGAAAUACAUUUAGGGAAUACAUGUAUAUUGAGGAUAUCGAUAAAACUUCACGCCUUGCAUCGCUUGCUACGCGUCUUUAGAAAUGCACCUUUUCCCUUCCAUCUAAUUUACACCCAGGUACUAAGCACCAAUAGUGAUUUGGAUCGUCAUCUUGGGACUACGCGUGGCUCUUUACGGACCGUCUGCUAGCAAAACACCAUUUGUAUCGAUGUCAACUUUGCCCUAUAAUUGGUUAUUAUCACGUGACCGUGGUGUAUAAACGUCAAAUAUAAUCGGUCGUUCCGGCACAUUCCGAAAGUUCCGUAUUGUUAGGGCUUUCUUUACAUACUGAAUUUGACUAUAAUUAAUUACUCCAUUUAUCAUCGGCAUGCCACCGGUCGCGGUAUCUCAGUGGUAGAGCGUUCGCUUCGUAACCUGGAGGUCAUGAGUUUGAGCCCCGCUCGUGCCAUUGUCGCGUCAAACCUAAAACGUUAACAUUUGUACUAAUUGCUCCUUCGCCAAACGCUUGGCAUUAAGAAGUAAGAAUCACGGAUCUUUCGGAUAUUACAUAAAAGGUCACGGCAGGCGUUGACACAUUAAAGAACUCCCACUGCGCAUUACGGCCGCAAGAGCCAAGCACAAGUCUAAAUUUUUAACCUUCAACUGAGGACGUCUCAUUAUGAGUGAAAAAUUCUUGACGGAGCGUAAAACAACCAUACAACCAACUUCUCAAUUUACCUGAUCAAGAUAGAGGGUCCUCGGUGGAUGUGGCCGGUCAACAGAGGAUGCUUACUCUUCCUAGGCAUCUACAUCACACCUUUGGUGUUUCAAGAGGCCUGGGUUCGUCCUACUCUCAAUCAAAAAAGAAUAUCAUUCUUUUUAGGAUUAAUGAGAUUGAUCAGAGUUCGUUAUUUUCACCCUUUUUCAUGAUAAGUGUUGUAUAUUUUGAUCUGGUAAUUCCCUUUUCCCGUUCGUCUGCCAGGUUUACAUGUAACUGUCACUUGCAAACGAAUAUCUUUUGGAAACAUACUUAUUUGUCGUAUUAUUUAAAUUCUAUGAUAUCUGAACCGUGUGAAAUGUCUAAAUUUGGGCGUUCUCUAUUUUUUUCUUGCAUUAUGAACUUUUGAAAUAGAAUUUGAUAAAUAUGUUCAAACUAGAAUUUAUUUUUAACAAAAGCAAACAAAUAAAAAAUCGGCCAAAACAACUAAAAUCAACCAAUUUUCUUUUCCGCAAUACCAACAAUUUGUCACGACACUAGGUUCAUGUACCCUCUUGAAUUUAAUUUUUAUAAUGUUGAUUUGAUUGAACAGCAGGCAUUGUCAAUAUGCGCUCUCCAUACAAAAUACAUAGUCAAGGCCAUGCAGAUAGAGAAAUGUUUGAUUACGUGUUUGUAUAAAUACAGAAGAAUAAUAACGAUAAAACAUUAUUAUA
This is a messenger RNA of Ostrea edulis (European flat oyster), 3068 nucleotides long. RefSeq lists its product as uncharacterized. Lineage: Eukaryota; Metazoa; Mollusca; Bivalvia; Ostreida; Ostreidae. The transcript has a single exon. The coding region runs from base 291 to 1283 and encodes 330 amino acids. The record is from RefSeq and is a predicted model, not a curated record.